Colossoma macropomum (tambaqui) is the source of this 991-nucleotide messenger RNA. RefSeq names its product DET1 and DDB1 associated 1 (gene dda1). NCBI's taxonomy places the organism in Eukaryota, Metazoa, Chordata, Actinopteri, Characiformes, Serrasalmidae. Gene Ontology annotation, biological process: positive regulation of proteasomal ubiquitin-dependent protein catabolic process. The transcript is spliced from 5 exons. The coding region runs from base 385 to 693 and encodes 102 amino acids. Gene Ontology annotation, cellular component: Cul4-RING E3 ubiquitin ligase complex. The record is from RefSeq and is a predicted model, not a curated record.
GAACUGGUGGCGUAUUGAGCGCAGUGCGUCUGCUUCACUCUGCGGGAUCGCUGUGGCUGCACUCGUCUUCCACAAAGCUUGAGCUUCAGGCUUCACACCCUGAGUGUAACUUACUCGGAGCGGGACAGACAGCCGAUAAAACAGAUCAGACGCGGUCAGAUACCCGAACACGAGCUGGCUGGACGGUUUUCAUUUGUCUAAACGUUUUUAUUUUUUUCCGUCCGUUGUGUUGAUCCGCCGAAGUCAGCAGUGUGAAGUGUCUCCAGUUGAGGGGCGCCCAGGGCCCUGUGCUGUGCUGUGCUGUGCUGUGCUAGCGUUAGCGUAGCGAAGAGCAAACCGUCUUGAAGGCAAUAUUCUUGGAUUCACUUUGAAAAAGGCCACACGAUGGAUAAAGCGGAUUUCCUGAAAGGUCUCCCUGUAUACAACAAGACCAAUUUCAGUAGAUUCCAUGCAGACUCCGUGUGCAAAGCAUCGAAUAGAAGACCAUCGGUAUAUCUGCCUACGCGGGAAUACCCCUCGGAGCAGAUUAUUGUUACAGAGAAAACAAAUAUUCUUUUGCGCUACCUUCAUCAACAGUGGGACAAAAAGAAUGCAGCCAAGAAGCGGGAGCAGGAGCAGGGUGAAGGAGGAAGUCCUGCACCUCCACGCAAAAUCGCCCGGACCGACAGUCAGGAAAUGAACGAAGACUCCUAAAUGGGAUCAUUACCAAACAGCACAAGGACAGGCACAAAAAUUAGAGCCCUUUCAGAAGUUCAUAAUACCUGGUCUACACCUCAUGUAGACACCUGCACAUGAGACUGGGAUGUACUUUAAAAAAAAAAAAUGAAAAAAGGAGAGAAUAAGACCUUUUUUUAUGGUGUGCUUUUUUUUUUUUUUUUUUUAAAUUAAGCGCCUCCUGUCAAACUGUCCCCGUUGUGCAUCCUUACAGCCUAGUGUUAAACACUUGGGGGCGCGGUUAGCUUCCACUGCCAGAUUCUGUGGACCUGAUGCA